Pseudoliparis swirei is the source of this 4373-nucleotide messenger RNA. It is a transcript of the gene gbe1b, whose product is annotated as glucan (1,4-alpha-), branching enzyme 1b. The transcript is spliced from 16 exons. Gene Ontology annotation, biological process: glycogen biosynthetic process. The record is from RefSeq and is a predicted model, not a curated record. Gene Ontology annotation, cellular component: cytoplasm. Bases 307 to 2376 code for a protein of 689 amino acids. Lineage: Eukaryota; Metazoa; Chordata; Actinopteri; Perciformes; Liparidae. Gene Ontology annotation, molecular function: 1,4-alpha-glucan branching enzyme activity; hydrolase activity, hydrolyzing O-glycosyl compounds; cation binding.
UACAGUCUGCAAAAAGCUGCACGUCUAGAACUCCAAGUCGUCUCCCUCUGACGCGCAAGAUGCUUCCUCUGCUGUCAUCUUAAAGUUACACUGUGUCCCGGCACCGCGCGGCUCGGCUCGGCUCUCCCACCCGCUGGAGAACACAGCGCGUUGCGAUGGGACGGGCUUGGCGCAAAGCAGCGUUGAUGCGCUGUUGUGUCCGGAUGCUAUAAAGAUGCGCACAGUGCCUGCGCGCCCGGUGCUACACGCUGUCAGUGCAUCCGAGCAGCAGCGGUCGGUGCUCGAUUGGUUUCGUCUGGAGAAACCAUGGCAGACCGAGAGGAUAGUGUUGCAAUUCCUGACUUCAGCUGCCUGCUCCAAAUGGAUCCCUGUCUCAAACCGUACGAGAAGGACUUCAAGCGGAGGUAUGAGCUGCUACAGAAGCAGCUUUUCCAGCUGGAAGAGACGGAAGGAGGCUUUGACCGGUUCACACGCAGCUACAAUACCUUCGGUGUGCAGCGACAGCCUGACGACAGCCUGUUUUUUAAGGAGUGGGCUCCUGCUGCAGAGGCCCUCUUUCUCACCGGGGACUUCAAUGACUGGAACAAAUUCACCCACCCCUACACCAAGAAGGAGUUUGGCAAGUGGGAACUGAUUCUACCACCCAAGCAUGACAGGACUCCAGCUGUGGCCCAUAACACCAAACUCAAGGUGGUUGUUCACACCAAGAAGGGUGAGCGGCUGUACCGAAUCUCUCCCUGGGCAAAAUAUGUGACCAGGGAGGAGAAGGCUGUCGUCUACGACUGGGUUCACUGGGAUCCGCCUCAGCCCUAUACUCCAAUCCACCCUCGGCCAAAGAAGCCCACGAGCCUGAGAAUAUACGAGGCCCACGUAGGCAUCGCUUCACCGGAGGGAAAAGUUGCCUCAUACGCCAACUUCACGACCAACGUGCUGCCUCGUAUAAAAGAGCUGGGUUACAACUGUAUUCAGCUGAUGGCAAUCAUGGAGCAUGCCUACUAUGCAAGCUUUGGAUAUCAGGUUACGAGUUACUUUGCUGCUUCCAGUCGGUUCGGUACCCCGGAGGAGCUGAAGCAGCUGAUAGACACGGCUCAUUCAAUGGGCAUCGUGGUGCUGCUGGAUGUCGUUCACAGCCACGCCUCCAAGAACACCGAGGACGGCCUGAACUGCUUUGAUGGCUCCGACUCGUGUUUCUUCCACUCUCCACCCAGAGGGGAGCACAGUCUGUGGGGCAGCCGCCUCUUCAACUACGGCAGCUGGGAGGUGCUGCGGUUCCUACUGUCAAACCUGCGCUGGUGGAUGGAGGAGUACUGCUUUGACGGCUUCAGAUUCGAUGGAAUCACCUCCAUGCUGUACCAUCACCAUGGCAUCGGCGGUGGCUUCUCAGGGGACUACAGCGAGUACUUUGGCUUACAGGUGGACGAGGACUCUUUGGUCUACCUAAUGCUUGCCAAUCACAUUCUCCAUACCCUUUAUCCGGACUGCAUCACGGUUGCAGAGGAUGUGUCAGGGAUGCCUGCUCUCUGCAUAGGAGUGGAGGAGGGAGGUCUUGGGUUUGAUUACCGACUGGCUAUGGCCAUCCCGGACAAGUGGAUUCAGAUCCUGAAGGAGUUAAGGGAUGAGGACUGGGACAUUGGCGAUAUCAUCCACACACUGACCAACAGGCGCUAUGGAGAGAAAUGCAUAGCCUAUGCAGAAAGUCAUGACCAGGCUCUGGUUGGGGAUAAAAGUCUGGCCUUCUGGUUGAUGGACAAGGAGAUGUACACCAACAUGAGCUCCGAGAUUCCCAUGACGGCCGUCAUCGACCGCGGCAUGCAACUGCAUAAGAUGAUCCGCCUCCUCACUCAUAGUCUGGGUGGAGAAGGCUACCUCAACUUCAUCGGGAAUGAGUUUGGCCAUCCUGAGUGGCUGGAUUUCCCUAGAGAGGGGAACAAUCAAAGUUACCACUAUGCCCGGCGGCAGUUUAACCUAUUGGAUACGGAUCACCUGCGCUACUAUCAGCUCUACGCCUUUGACCGGGACAUGAACCGUACCGAAGACAAGUACGGCUGGCUGGCGGCCCCACCUGCCUUUGUCAGCGCCAAGCAUGGAGAGGACAAGGUCAUUGUGUUUGACAGGGGACACGUGGUCUUUAUCUUCAACUUCCACCCAAGUAGAAGCUUCCAGGACUACAGGGUGGCUGUAGAAGUUCCAGGAAGAUACAAAAUCAAGCUGGAUUCGGAUGAGGAUCAGUAUGGAGGUCACGGACGGCUGGACCACAACACGGAGUUCUACACAGAGCCGCAGCCCUUCAACGGUCGCCCCAACUCCAUGCAGGUCUACAUCCCCUGCAGAACAGCUUUUGUCCUGGCCAACGAGGAGAUGGAUCACUGUUAUUAGAGGAUGAUUGUCUCCACAGAGACCAGGGUCGAGAAUGGAUUCCAACCUCAAACUGAGUGUAAACAAUCACCUUCAUCUUAAAGUCUCCACCUUGCACACCACCCAAACCCACUUUUUGUGUUUGAGUCUUUUUCUAAAUGGGGAGAGAAAGCACUGAGCUUUUGUGGUUUCAAACGCCAUCCGCAACCAGAGAUGCUGUGUAAUCCCAUUCACUACAGAUUGGUCCAUUUGGGAAGCGUCCAACCUAACCAGCAGCUAGAUGCUAAAAGUUAAAACCCUGCCGAGUCCUUCCAACAUGAGCUAGAAGCCAUUUAUAGGCUCUGUUGAAUGUGGCAUGCCAUCUGAAACACAUGAGCGGCAACAUAGGGAAGCAAUUAAUCAAGCAUGAUGAAAGCUCAGAGAAAUCAAGAAUAUUUCACAAUGUCAUCCAUGUUGAUGAACGGUCUACUUAAUUAUAUUGAAUUCAAAACACGGAUAACAUUAUGGUGUCACAGACGCAUGAGAUUAACUGUAUUAUCAUUUACAUUGAAAUUCAAAAUGUCCAGGUAUUUCAUUACUGGCGAUACAUCUUUCCUAAUUUGCAUUUUGGGACCUUAUACGUAUAACAAUAUUGCAAUUUGCACAAAGUAAUAAGCUGCUUUGAAUUACUAUACUUUUAAUGGGUAUCUAAAACAGUUGUGUUGGAAUGUUUUCAUUAAUGCUGCCAUUUGGGAGCAUUUAUUUGGUUAUUUAUGGCCCUGUUAUUGAGCCAAUAAUUUGCAGCUAAAGCAAAGUGAUGAAAUCAUCUCAUUUGGAUUGUUAACGGUGUGUUGCAUAAUGCACAAGUAACGUUUUUUGCUGAAUGAGACUGUUUUUUCUCUCCACUUAACACAAAGUAAAGCAUGGUGUUCUCCCACAGUAGGUCCCAUUAAGGUAGUUUAUAUUGUGUAUUUCAUAACAUUUUUCGAAGCCUACUAAAACGUGUUGGUACUGAUGAUGAGCACAUCAUUUUGUGAGGGUUCUACUGGUGUGACUAACACACCCGACAACUAUAAGAUACCUUGAUUCACGUGCACGAUGUUCAUUAGAUGCUGCAGAACUCCUUUGGGAUCAUUGCAGACACCUAGACGGAGCCUACAUUCAUGCAGAUUGACAUGUGCCUCUCCCAAUUAGCUCAGGCGUUUGUGGCUUUUGUCUCAACCCACUCUGAUUGAACAUCUCAAAGAACAGCUGCAACGCUCAUCUGUGUGGAGAUUAUCCAUGAACUAAAACUGAUGAUGGGUGACUGGUUUUGUGAGUGCUAUAUUCAUUAAAAUGGUCUAUCAUACCAGAGGAUUCAUCUUUUGUAAUUAUGUUUUGCAAAAGACUGAUAAUUGAUCUGUCUCCAGCCUUUUGUGUUCCUACUUUUUUCAAAAAAAUCCCCUGUUGCUCUAUGAGUGAAUGUCUAUUGAACAACUUUCAGCAUUCCCUGCACGUUUUAUCAAAGCAAUACUGUUGGAAGUGAAACCAGAGCUUCCCAGAUAAAAGCUAACGCUUUGAUUCAGUGCCAUAGACACUGUAAUGCUGUGUGAUCCACACCUACUGCUUUAGCACAGAUUCAGAGACAUUUAAGAUGUGUAUUGUAGCAUAUGGCAGGUUUUUAUCUGCCUCCCCUGCAGCCAAAUGGAAACAAAUUCAUAUCCAGGACCAUCCUCCUGUGUUUAUUCAAAAGUAUCAUAAACAUGUCAUUUCUUUUUGUGUUUCAUUCAAACAAGCUGUUUUCUACCCCUCGAAAAGUGGACGAGUGGAUCGUAAAUUCCGAGCAACGAGGAUUCGGUUGAUGUGGAGAUUUUAAUCAUCCGUCAGCUGACCCAAUGUCAUUGUCGUUUUACCACUCAACAGGAAUUGUCUGCAUUUGGUCUCAUAAGUAAAAUUGAUGUCUGAUACACCGUGACGAUUGCUGCAUAUUUCUUUCAUUAUUACUAAUGAUAAUAAAUCAGUGCCUGUCGGGCCACAAGAAAAACCGUGGAUGAACUAGA